UUUCUAAUUUUAUGACAGUUUGGUGGGACUGAGUCAGAUGGCAGCAAACGUAAAAGGCGCUGUUACACAGCUGACGGACGUAAUAUACGUGCUUCGUGUGUUGUCGAAUUAAAGUUAUAGGCGGAGAAAGAUUAGAUAGUGAUCCUGUCAGCCAGAUCCUGUCAGCCAGAGAUAUCUUGUAAUCGCGUUUCAUUUAAUCAACCAUUGCUUUAUCAUUAUUAGUACUGUAGGUAUUGUCACGCAAUCAAAAUGCCUAAUAUAACCAAUUUAUCUCAUCUUUCCUUGAAGGUCAUAUUCACAAUUCACCUGGUACUUGUAACAUGGGGAAUGCAGGGAAGAAGAGAUUGGUGUCCAAAAUCUAUAAUGUUCUACAAUUUGCUAUUUUUUAUUUGUAUACUGUGGGCUAUUCAUAAUACGGAAUCAGAUGAACCACUUCAAUUUGCUCUUUUCAUAAAUGUGUUUGCUAUAUUCUUUGAUGUGAUCACUUUAUCAGUUUACUAUCCAACAUAUGAUCCAUUUGAUACGUUCAGUGCAUCUUUUCUAAUCAUAAAUUUGAUUGCCCGUCCUAUCACGAGUAUAUAUCUGCUACGAAUAGGUCAAGGAAGAGGUGGUUCUUUAGCCACAGUAUUUGCACCGAGUCCUGCCAUGGGUUUUGGCCGGCAGGAUUAUGAGGAGAUAUCUCAUCCUGUUCCACAAAAUGCUGACUUUGAUGGAGUUUAAGAGUUGAUCCUGAAUAUGGCUGAUGAAGAGUAACGAUUCUAAAUAUGCAUCCGUAUAAUAUACAUCUCUGUAACAUAUUUUAAAUAGCGUUUCGUAAGAUUAUUUAUUAAUUAUAUGAACUUAAACAUUACAAUAUUACAUAUGAUAAAAUGAAAUUAUAUUUUUAUUGAUUAAUGUUAAAUAUCUAUAUUUUGGUUGAAGCGACCUAAUUUAUAUAUAUUUUCGUAUGUUACCUCGACAGAGUCACAUAUAUAUAUAUAAUAAUGUUACAAAGGCAUAAGCUACUUUAAUCAAAUAAGAAUGUUUGAAUCGUACUGCUUCAAUCGUCUAUUUAGUCAUUAGUUAAUUAACCGAGCCUUACGAUUCGAAUCUCAAGAAAGUUUUACGUAGCUCGAUAUAUGUGUACCUAACAUUUGUAAAAUAUUCAGAAUCUAUAUCUAUAUACAAGUAUGUUUCUAUAUUUGUGAAUAAAAUAUUUUCUAGUGA
Messenger RNA from Harpegnathos saltator (Jerdon's jumping ant), 1206 nucleotides. Its product is annotated as type-1 angiotensin II receptor-associated protein. The record is from RefSeq and is a predicted model, not a curated record. Bases 250 to 720 code for a protein of 156 amino acids. Lineage: Eukaryota; Metazoa; Arthropoda; Insecta; Hymenoptera; Formicidae. Gene Ontology annotation, cellular component: plasma membrane. The transcript has 6 exons. Gene Ontology annotation, biological process: angiotensin-activated signaling pathway.